AUGGACCAGGAGGACAAGAUAGUAUUUUCAAGUAAGGAGGUCAAGGAGUUUCUGGGAAUCAAAUUCAUCACUGAAUCGUGUGUGCUUCUGAGACUCUCCUACCAGGUGAGAUACAAAGCAUUGGUGCUGUUUUAUAACUUUUGCGAGGAAAUAGAUCUUGUAGACCUAUGCACGGCUUCCAUUCUUUUAGCCUCAAAAUUAGAAGAGGAGGUUUGCACUCUGAAGAAGGUGAUAUAUGUCUUCAAUUAUCUUUACACAAAAUAUGAAUCAAAGGCUGCUCCACUAACAAACAGACAAUCCAUAAGGCUCAAAGAAGGAUGUGUAAUUGCCGAGACACGGAUUUUGAAGUCAUUAGGGUUUGAUGUGUCUUUUGAAGAUGUGUAUUGUGACUUUGUUGAAUUCCUCCAGACAAUGGAUCUUCCGAUAGAUUUCAUAGACAAGGCCAUCCAGGUUUUUAACACAAUGAUACAAUGGCCUGAGGUGAAGCUCCUAGACUCCAAAUCCCUGGCCAAAGCUACAAUAGAAUCGUUAUUUGGGCAAAACAAGGAAUUCAAAGACUUUGUCUCAAGAUAUAAUAUGUUCCAAAAGAAAAAGUUCGAUUUACAGACAUACAAAGAAAUCCCUACCAUAAGAAACAUAGACGAAGGACUGGUUGCAGACUUUGCUAAGAGACAGAAGCGAAGAUAA
Messenger RNA from Encephalitozoon intestinalis ATCC 50506, 687 nucleotides. RefSeq lists its product as uncharacterized. Lineage: Eukaryota; Fungi; Microsporidia; Unikaryonidae. Gene Ontology annotation, molecular function: cyclin-dependent protein serine/threonine kinase regulator activity. The coding region runs from base 1 to 687 and encodes 228 amino acids. The transcript has a single exon. The record is from RefSeq and is a predicted model, not a curated record. Gene Ontology annotation, cellular component: nucleus. Gene Ontology annotation, biological process: regulation of transcription by RNA polymerase II.